Messenger RNA from Blepharisma stoltei, 282 nucleotides. The record is from the annotation of a GenBank genome assembly. NCBI's taxonomy places the organism in Eukaryota, Ciliophora, Heterotrichea, Heterotrichida, Blepharismidae.
AUGAGGCAUAUAGAAAACAGUAAGUAUUUUGACUGCGAAUUGCCGACUUUUAAGCAUUUUUUACUCGAGAAUCACUUCAGCAUAGACCCAGAUUACAAUGGAGUGAGAUUUCUCAAUCAAGAGAUACACAAAUAUUGACAGGAUUUUGACUAUUUUAAGCAUUUUGGAAUCCAUAAGCCACUUAUCAAACUUAUUGAAUCAUCGUUCAAUAAGGCUAAUCUUGAAAUACAAAUUGGAACAUUUUUUGACAAGAUUUGGAUACCUUUUUACAUUCCAAGCUAA